AUGGGUCAACUCAGGAUACAAAACAGCUUCAUCUAUUUUUGGAUUAUUUGGCAUAUUUAUCACGUGGUCACAGCUCAGACGUACACCAACGUGACGUCCAUCUACAACGACAAAAUCAUCAACAGCGGCUACAACCCGGAAGUCAGGCCGCUGGUUGACCAGUCCAAGACCAUCGUUGUUGACGUCUGGUUUGAGGUGAUCUCCAUUGUGGAGGUCAAUGACGUGGCCCAGAGUUUCACCUGCAACGGGUUCCUGCUGUUCGGAUGGAAGGACGAGCUAAUUGUCUGGGACCCAAAAGACUACGGAGGACAUGAAUUGAUUCACCCACUGCCAGAAAAGAUCUGGAGACCUAUGGUCCUGCUGCUCAAUACAUUGGAUAAACGAGAUCUAUUCGAUGACGACAAGUCGCCCGUGUUUAUCUACAACAAUGGGAGCGCUCUGUGGGCCCCGGGCAGUGUGUUUCCUGUCUCCUGUCAGCUGACCAUGACCAACUACCCGUUCGAUCAACAGGAAUGUGUCGUCUAUAUGACAGCUUUGACAUUAAAUAAAGACGAAAUGCAGUUCAAGAAUACAGUACCUACCAUAGGCACUUCAUUUUACACACUACAUGGUGAAUGGGAUCUGAUAUCAGGAACUAUCAUUACAUCUAACCUAUCGUCAGGGGUCGUUCAGGUCCCAACAUUUCAGCUGAAGUUUAAUCUAAAAAGACGGCCGAUAUUUUUGAUCGUCAACAUUAUACUGCCAGUCGUGUUCUUGUCAUUCCUCAAUAUACUCGUCUUCAUCAUUCCUGUUGAGUCAGGGGAGAAAAUCGGCUACGGUAUCACCGUAUUGCUGGCACUGUCCGUAUUUAUGAGCAUAGUAGGCGGGAUGCUGCCCAGGUCAUCACUGUCCAUGCCCAACGUCACCAUCUACCUCUUCAUCUUGCUCAUUAUCUCCAUGUUGACCGUUAUCGAUAGUAUCGUCAUCGUCUACCUCUCACACAAGGAGGAGGUGAGUAAAUGA
This is a messenger RNA of Physella acuta, 1002 nucleotides long. RefSeq names its product acetylcholine receptor subunit beta-like 1. Gene Ontology annotation, biological process: monoatomic ion transmembrane transport. Gene Ontology annotation, molecular function: extracellular ligand-gated monoatomic ion channel activity; transmembrane signaling receptor activity. Lineage: Eukaryota; Metazoa; Mollusca; Gastropoda; Physidae. Gene Ontology annotation, cellular component: membrane. The record is from RefSeq and is a predicted model, not a curated record.